Molecule: messenger RNA, 1448 nt
Organism: Ceratitis capitata (Mediterranean fruit fly)
Lineage: Eukaryota; Metazoa; Arthropoda; Insecta; Diptera; Tephritidae
Product: probable chitinase 10
Exons: 4
Coding region: 397-1179 (260 amino acids)
Cellular component (GO): extracellular region
Molecular function (GO): chitin binding
Source: RefSeq, a predicted model, not a curated record
AAAAGAAUGGCAGUGAUCAUCUAGAUUAGCGUAGCGGUGACCUGGUAAUGCCUUAUCGCAAAUCUGUAAAUAGCAUUUGUAUGUUUACCAGAUGAGCUCCACAUUCAUAGCCGGCAGCAAUAAGUUUAUUCAUCGGGUUAGCUCGCUAUAAAAUGAGUAUACUUUGAAGCGUAUUAAUUAUAAGUUCAAGGUAAACCUCUUCGAUUAUCAGUAAAAUCGCACUGCAUUCCAUGCAUCACCUAAGAGAGGCUAGGGUAAAUACCAUAAAUACACAUGAAUAUAUGUCGACAUAUUUUGAUGUUCUUCUGCAGUAUAAGACUAUCGUCUAUAUAAAGUGGUACGCUUAUAAGACCAAGAUAUUAGUUGUACCUUCUACGACAUCUAGGAAAGUUCAAAAUGCUUGGCAAAGACAUUGUUCCUAAAGCAUGUCAACAACUAUUGGUGUUCCUUAGCCUAUGUGUCUGGUCAGCUGUUGCUCUUGAGGAAAUGCUUGAACAACCAAUUCGGCAUCCCGAUUGCCCUCUUUUCGAUGAUCCACUGCAUCCAUUACAAUUGCCUAACCCCACCGAUUGUAGAAAGUAUUAUAUAUGCAAAAAUGGUUACGCUUACCCCAUGUAUUGUGAAGACGGAUUUCUUUGGAGUAUUCAGACUUACCAUUGUGAUUACCCUACCAAAGCCAAAUGUGUCGGCACCAUUCCCAAUGAAUUCUAUCCAACAAGUAUAACCGAUGGCGGAGCUUUUCCCAUAUCAGAGAAGAUUAUAUACAAACAAGAUGCAACAGACUGUAACAAGCUCUACAAAUGUGUACCGAUGCGAUGUCCAUCAUAUCUUUAUUGGAAUUCCGUGUUAGAGCAAUGCGAUUCACCACAAACUGCCAUCUGUGAAAAUCCUACCUACAUAUGGCCACAAACUCCAUACAUAACUGAUAUGAUACCGACUGAGGCAGCACGGCCAUCAAUUCCAAAAGCCGAACUAGGGCCAGCUUCACAGUAUUCAAUUAACGACAUCGAACAGAGCGAAUUGAGGGCCUUAUGCAGAACGCCGGGCGUAGACUAUGUAAGACACCCCUUCGACUGCCACAAAUUUAUUCAAUGCGAUGGCUUCGCAUCGGUGCAUACCUGUGGCAACGGUCUUUUAUGGAAUUCCGAAGUUAUGGCUUGUGACCGCUAUUGCAAAUAAGCUUAGAGUUAUAAUAUAUUUUAUUUUGUUACACUAAAGAUAAAAGCUUUAUUACAAUACAUUUUGUACGAGUGACCAGCAAUAUUAUAAUACGAAUACUCUCAUUUACGCCCGAGGAAACCCUUUUUUGUAAAUAUUUUGGAGGAAACAUGGACAGCGAGAAUAUAUUAUAAUAUUCGUACAUUAUUAAGUAUUCUUUCAAUAAUAUUCGCUUAGAUUUUUUGUAAAGAUAACGACUGGCUUUUUACCCAGGACGUCUUUGAAAAAGG